Messenger RNA from Hemisphaericaspora subhashii, 768 nucleotides. RefSeq names its product proteasome core particle subunit alpha 5 (gene PUP2). The coding region runs from base 1 to 768 and encodes 255 amino acids. The record is from RefSeq and is a predicted model, not a curated record. The transcript has a single exon. NCBI's taxonomy places the organism in Eukaryota, Fungi, Ascomycota, Pichiomycetes, Serinales, Debaryomycetaceae. Gene Ontology annotation, cellular component: nucleus; proteasome core complex; proteasome core complex, alpha-subunit complex. Gene Ontology annotation, biological process: proteasome-mediated ubiquitin-dependent protein catabolic process.
AUGUUUUUAACAAGAAGUGAAUAUGAUCGUGGUGUAUCCACCUUCUCACCAGAAGGAAGAUUAUUCCAAGUCGAAUACUCCCUCGAAGCAAUCAAACUCGGCUCCACCGCCAUCGGGAUCUCAACCAGUCAAGGAGUGAUAUUAGGAGUUGAAAAAAGAGUCACUUCUUCCCUUUUAGAAGCUUCAUCAAUUGAAAAAAUCAUUGAAAUUGAUCAUCAUAUCGGAUGUGCCAUGUCAGGAUUAACUGCCGAUGCGAGGUCGAUGAUUGAUCAUGCUCGUGUGUCUUCAUUGACUCAUAAUUUAUACUAUGAUGAAGAUAUUCGGGUUGAGAGUUUGACCCAGAGUGUUUGUGAUUUGGCAUUGAGGUUUGGUGAAGGGGCUGGAGGGGAGAAGAGAUUGAUGUCGAGACCAUUUGGGGUGGCGCUUUUGAUUGCGGGUGUUGAUGGGGAUAAGGGGCCCCAAUUGUAUCAUGCGGAACCUUCUGGGACUUUCUAUAGAUAUGAUGCAAAGGCAAUUGGAUCCGGUUCGGAAGCGGCUCAAGCGGAAUUAAAUAAUGAAUAUCAUAAAUCAUUGACUUUACAAGAAGCGGAAAUAUUGGCUUUGAAGAUUUUGAAACAAGUUAUGGAAGAGAAGUUGGAUUGUAAGAAUGCUCAAUUGGCAAGUGUGACUACUGAUGGUGGAUUCCAGAUUUAUAGUGAUGAAAAAACUGAUGCAAUUAUUAAAGCUUUAAAUGAACAAUUAACAGAAGAAGAUACUGUGAUUAGUUAG